Molecule: messenger RNA, 1288 nt
Organism: Vigna radiata var. radiata (mung bean)
Lineage: Eukaryota; Viridiplantae; Streptophyta; Magnoliopsida; Fabales; Fabaceae
Exons: 3
Coding region: 640-1263 (207 amino acids)
Source: RefSeq, a predicted model, not a curated record
UGCUUACACGAUUGCUAUAAGCCAAGUUAGGCUGAAUUCAUGACAGUUUUGAAAUCAUGUAUAUGUGUAACUUUCAUUUCGGUGAUGAUGACUAGGAAAUGGUGAUGGAAUUUUUUGAAGUGCGUUUCAAAUGGACAAAGCCCUUUUGGCUGUGAGUGUUAUAUCUACUCGUGAACCUCUGUUUUUCUUGUUUUUCAUAAUAUACCAAUAGACAGCACUAGCAAUCGUGUAAGCAAUCUGAGGCAUGAUAUCGUGCAUGCGUGCCACCUUUAACAUUGCCAUGCAGAAAACAACCAACACAUAACUGUUCAAAGCUCCAUAAUUCAGUCGGGGCCUUGUUCCUUCUGCAAAUAUUCUUAUAUAAAUAACCCACUCGGAGGCAUUUUAAUUCCUAUAUAAAUCUCCUUUAUGCUCUGUUUUCUUUUUUGAACAUAAUUUUUCAUUCUCCCAAUAAUAUGAGCACCUUCAACUCUUACUCUGACAUCCGUUUCCAUCCUAAGAUUUGUUCCCAUCCUUCCAACUCUCUCAUAUCCAUUUCGUUUGUUUCCUCCAUCUCCUUUUGGGUUUCGUGGUGCGGUGGUCAUUCGGGCGGUGUAGCGGUGCAGUAAUGAGACGGUGUGAUAGUGUGUGCGGUGGCCAAUGCUUCGCGACUUGGGUCUUCUUCGAGAGAGGAGAAGAAAGAAGAUAAGAGGCCACGAAUGGAUGUCGCGUGUCCGUUUGAGCCUAAAACGGAUAUGCGACAUCCGUCUAGGGCUCCAACCAUGGCUCCAUGUCCCAGCGCUACCAACCUUUGCUUGCUCUUCAUCCAAGAUGAACCCUCCCCACCUGAGACCCUCAGCGUCCUCCCAUUCGACGCCGCCAAGACCAUGUGCCGCCUCCUCUCCCUCUACAACUCCCUCACCCCAAGAAAUUGUCCACCUCCACCGCAACAUCAUCAGGUCCAAAUCCGUUUCCUCUCUCAACUCCCGCAACGUGUGCUUUCUCCUCACCCUCGCCUGCGUCGAACGCCUCGAGGACCUCAACCUCGUCGUUGCUACCAUCUCCCGCCUUGCAGCUAGAUGUUUCGACCAAAACCUUGCUAGCUUUGAAGUCCUAGAUGCUCGCAAGCUCGAGUUUGGAACCCGUGAAGUCCAGAAGAAGAUCAAGAGCAUGGAAAAGCUCGUAUUCGCAACGAGGAGCCUCCACAAGGCCAUGGAGUGUGAUAAUGUUAAUUCUUACCAUUAUCUAAGCAUCAUUUUAGUAGCAAAAUCAUCUCCUUUCUAGCUUAUAACCUUGUUUUAUCCUCACG